Capsicum annuum is the source of this 7726-nucleotide messenger RNA. RefSeq names its product outer envelope protein 64, mitochondrial. The record is from RefSeq and is a predicted model, not a curated record. The transcript is spliced from 14 exons. Gene Ontology annotation, molecular function: protein binding. NCBI's taxonomy places the organism in Eukaryota, Viridiplantae, Streptophyta, Magnoliopsida, Solanales, Solanaceae. Bases 125 to 1909 code for a protein of 594 amino acids.
AGUUGUAGGACGAGACUAGGCUCUUAAACCCAUUUCUAUGUCCUUGACUUUGAAAAAAACCCCAAAAAUAAAUACCACCACCAUUUCCCCUGUUGCUUAAACCCUUGCAAAACCCUGACCAGUGAUGACACUAGUACCGAAGCUGAAUGCAUCGAACCCCAAAGUGUGGGUUAUGAUCGGCGUCGGUGUCGCCGGAAUAUUAAUCCUGACUGAGGUUAAACGGCGACGAUUGAAAGGCAGAAACUCAAUCAAACAAAACUAUGGCGCUUUUAUUCAGCGGAUAGAGUUGCUUCCGUUUCCUCAACCACCUCCUCCAGCUGCUCCGCUUUCCCUUUCUGCCCUCACAUUUGCCAUCAGUGACAAUAUUGAUGUGAAGGAAUAUGUGACGGGUUUCGGUAGUCCAGACUGGAAACAGACGCAUGAGGUCGCUACAAAGACGGCCAUGCUUGUGACUGCGCUUCUCAAGAAUGGUUCUACUUGUGUUGGCAAGACCAUCAUGGACGAAUUUGGACUUGGGAUUACCGGAGAGAAUGUGUGUUAUGGUACUCCAUUAAAUCCAAAAUUGCCAUCUCAUAUUCCAGGUGGCUCAGCCAGUGGUUCAGCUGUUGCUGUUGCAGCUGAACUUGUUGAUUUUGCUUUAGGUACUGAUACGACUGGGUGCAUUAGAGCACCAGCAGCAUUUUGUGGUGUCUUUGGGUUUAGGUCGUCACAUGGGGCCGUAUCAACUAUUGGUGUUCUUCCUGUAUCACAAAGUUUGGACUGUAUUGGAUGGUUAGCUCGUGAUCCAUCUGUGCUGCAUCGAGUUGGACAUGUGUUACUUCAUAUGCCAUCAGUUGAACCUAAGAGGACAAGAUACUUUGUUAUAGCUGACGAUCUUUUUCAGCUGUGUAUGGUGCCAAAGCAGAAGACAGUGUAUGUUGUCACCAAAGUAAUAGAAAAAUUACCAGGAUACCAGACACCCAGACAUCUGAACCUUGGGCAGUAUAUUGCAUCAAAUGUACCCAGCUUAAAAGGUUUCAUUGACCAAUCAACCAUCCAGCAGAAUGGGAUGUCUACUCUGGGAGCUCUCUCGUCUGUGAUGUUUCUUCUUCAAAGCUAUGAGUUUAAGACAAAUUAUGAAGAAUGGAUGAAGGCUGUGAAACCGAGGUUGGGUUCUCAAGUAUCCAAUUACAUUGCUGCAGCAGUUACAUUGGCUCCGGAGAACAUCAAAGUACUAUACAGAGUGAGGACCGAGAUGCGAGUUGCUAUGAAGAACCUUCUGAAGAACGAUGGCAUAUUGGUUCUUCCAUCUACUGCAGAUCCUCCAUUAAAACUAAAGUCAAGGCAAGGUUUAUCUGCUGAAGUUCAUGAUAGAACAUUUGCUUUAUUGGGCAUUGCCAGUAUGUCAGGAUGUUGUCAGGCUGCCAUUCCUUUGGGAGAACAUGAUAACUAUCCUAUCUCCCUGUCAUUUAUUGCAUCUCACGGAACGGAUAAGUUUCUACUCGACACUUUCUUGGAUAUGUAUUCAUCUCUUCAAGAGGAAGUAAGCAUACAAUCCAGCGCAUCUCCAUUACAAGAUACCAAUGGUAGCAUUGAUGAAUCUGAGCUUUUGAAAGAAAAGGGAAAUGCUGCAUUUAAAGGCAGGCAGUGGUACAAGGCUGUAAGCUACUACACAGAAGCUAUUAAAUUGAAUGACAACGCCACAUACUAUUGCAACCGGGCAGCUGCUUACCUAGAAUUGGGAUGCUUCCAACAAGCUGAAGAGGACUGUACUACAGCAAUUUCACUUGAUAAAAAGAAUGUUAAGGCUUAUAUGAGGCGGGGAACUGCCAGGGAGUCCCUUUUCUUCUAUAAAGAGGCUCUUCAAGAUCCCCCCUACUUCAAGGUUGGUCGACGUGUAGGCUUGCCGAAACUUGGCGGUGAGACUUGACGUACUCAUGAAUGUGUUUUCAUUCUCGUGACUUCAAAGGUUUAUGAAAAAAUGCAAGUGGGGUCGAUAUCACACCAAGCAUAUACAAACAUUGUCUAGAUGAUUGGUCAGGAACCACUUGAGGCAUCAUUUUUCGAGUCGCAGUUUUCAAUGAGCAACAACUAGGUGCUUCACCCAUUUUCUUGAGGAUUUGGCGAGCAAUAUUCCCUUUCACGGCUUGAAAACGGACACUCAGAGCAACUCUUUUCUAUCCUUGGCAAGAAAAUUUGUGCCUAUUUUCUUAAAUCUUGGAAUAGAAAACUCCUUGCAUUUCGGCAUAGAAGAUCAAUGGUUGAAAAUCAAAUUUCAUGCUAAUCGACAUCGAUAUCAGCCAUGUUGAACUAAAUUGAUGUGUUUCUCUCAAUGUUGAUCAUGCCAUAUCGAAGCAUCGUGCGUUUGAUAUCGACACUUAUCGCCUGAUUGAAGUUUCAUGUAGUUGGCAUCAAUCCGCAUAGAACCGAGAAGCUUCAUCCGGUCAACACGGUAGAUGUGUUCCAUCUUCAUUUUUUUUUGCAGGUUUAUGCAAAUGGUCUUGAUGUCAGACCAAAAAAAGUCGACAUGAUUGAUGUUGAACCAUUUGGUGCAUUACUUCCUUACUGCUUGAUAAGAAACUGACUUGGAAUGAUCUGAUUUCAUCCUUGAUGACGCUGAAAGUUCCCCAUUUUAGCUUCAGUGAGCAUGUGCUUGGUGUCAUUCUUGCGACCUUGUGAUGAUGAAGUUCUGAGUGUCUGCAGUCCAUUCUUGCAAAGCAAGCGUGUGGUGCAUCUCAUCCGUAGGGCUCGGCGAUAAAGAGGCUUCGAGUGAGAGCAUUCCAUUCUUUUCAAGGACCACGUACGUGGUGCUAUCCAGAUUGAUAAUAUUGACACAGGGAGUAGACUCGAAAGUAGACUCGUGAGGCUACGUUCUACAUGAAAACCACGCUCAAUUUAUCUCCAGAUUUGCCCAUGUAUCGUUUCAAAAUCAGACCAUCAGUUCUGUUUUCACAUUUUACUUGUUUUGUGUAGUCUCACGAAAACUCUUAUAUCUUGAUUUAUGAACAUCAAAAUCAAGAGCCGUUGUUUGCGUUUGAAACUAGACUCGUAGAUCUACGUCUCACGCGAAAACCACAAUCAGAUUGCAUCCGAAUCGUCCCAGAUAUCGCUAAAAAAAGGGCUUUCUAAUCUUGGUUCGCUAGUUUUUUUCCAGCUUUGUUCAGCGUCACGAUACGUAGGAGUAUCGGAAUUAGGUGUUGUUUUUUGCAUUGGAAAGUAGAUUCGUAGAGCUACAUCCCACGUGAAAACCACCAUCAUAGAACUUUUAUAUUUUUUCAGGUUCUUUUCCAAAGUUGCAGACUAAAUCUUGUGAUACUCUAUUUCUAAUCAGAUUUUGGGUACUUCAUGAAUUUCAUCAUCUACUUAAAGUUUUCGGCCACAUCACUUUCGCAAUAUGUUGAAGGCUAGACUAGAGCAAUAUUCAAAGUACCACAAGUCUUUUCCUUGUCGAGAAGACUUUAUUGCUUGAGAGAUAAUGAAGAAUUCUUUUGCUUUAAGGACGACAUCUUCAAAGGACUCCAAAUAUGCAUUCAAGCAUACUUUUCUUUUUAUUUUUUAAUAAUAAAUUAUUUUUUGAGAGCCGUUCAUAGUUUAGACUCAUGCGGUCCAGGAGUGUUUAACUUGCAGUUUAGACUCGUGUGUCGAGGAGCAUUUUUGACUUGCAUUUUAGGCUCGUGCAUCGAGGAGUAUCUUGACUUGCAGUUUAGGCCAUGCAUCGAGGAACAUCUUGACUUGCAGUUUAGGCUCGUGCAUUAAGGAGCAUUUUGACUUGCAGUUUAGGAUCGUCGUCGAGGAGCACUUUAACUUGCAGUUUAGGCUCGUACGUCGAAGAGCAUUUUUGACUUGCAGUUUAGGCUCGUGGGUCGAGGAGCAUUUUGACUUGCAAUUUAGGCUCGUGCAUCAAGGAUCAUUUUGGGGAAGAAUUCUUUUAAUGUAACUUUCCUUCCAACCUUUUGUAAUGGAGUAUUCUUGCACUUCAGUUUGGUAUUUAUUGCCCCCAUUGGUUGAAGCAGAUUUGCUCCUGAUUUUGUGUCGACUUUUGGAAGUUGGAGUUUAGAAGUCUUUUGACGUUUUUUCCUUUUGCGAGUGAUCAAUGUCCAAGUGUUACCCUUUCUUGAUAUUGGAGAGGUCAUUUGACAUGGAGUUUUUGUUUUCUUUAGGGUGAGAACUUCAAUUGGGUUUAAACUCCCAAAUUGUAGCAUGAUGAUUCCCUCACCUUUUGGUGUAGCAUGAUGAUUCCCUCACCUUUUGGUGAUGCCACAGAGCACAUGAGUUGUAGAACUUUUGAAAUUGAACCUUUUUUAUGGUCCAGUUCGGCGCUAACAUGAUUCGCAUCAACUGUAUCGCCAUCAUCGAUGAUGAUCUUUUCCUCUUGCAUUAAUGUCAUGAUCUUUUCCUUCGGGAUGAAGCAUUUUGUGGUGUGAUGACCAACAAUGCGGUGAAAUUUGCAGUAUUUAGGAUCGUCGACUUUGUUUGAUUCUUCAGGUCGCUUUGACUUAGGAAGCUCAAUGACUUCUUUGGCUAACAACUCGUCAAUAAUUUCUGGAACAUCAGGGUCGGAAAAAGGAUAUACCCUUGCUUGUAACUCCUUUAAGGUUAGUUGAUUUUUCACCUCUCGCAUUUGUUGCUUUGGAGCUUUUUCUUUUAACUUUUGUCUUGUGGAGGCCUUUGUAAAAUUCACAGUUGUCAUAGAUUCCCCAAUUUGGUCUUCAGACGAGUCUUUGAAUUUCGUGACUUCUUUUCUAGGAUCAAAAACAGGUGACGCCAUUCUAUGUCUUGCAAUACUUUGCUCCAUGUCAUGAGCGUGCGUAGCUAAUUCUUCAAAAGUUCGAGGCUUAAUUCCUUGGAGGAUAUACACAAGGCCCCGACGCAUCCCUUGAAUGCAAAUUUCAAUCGUGGAAGUUUCAGAAAGUUGAUCCUUGUAAUUGAAGCUCAAUGUUCGCCAACGAUUUAUGUAGUCCAUUACAGGCUCAUCUUUAGUUUGUCUUGUGUUGGUCAAUUCCAUCAUGUUGACCGUAUGACGGGUGCUGUAGAAACGAUUUAGGAACUGACUUUCUAGUUGCUCCCAACAAUCAAUUGAUCCGGACUCUAAGUUUAUGUACCAAUCAAAAGCAUUGCCUUUCAAAGAGCGAACAAACUGCUUGACAAGAAGAUCACCGUGUGUACCAGCACUGCUACAAGUCUCAACGAAAUGAGCGAUGUGUUGCCUUGAAUUUUCCUUUCCGUCAAAUUGUUGAAACUUUGGCAGUUGAUAUCCAAUUGGCAUCGAUAAGCCCUCGAUUCGCUUAGAAUACGGCUUUGAGUAUCCUACGAAACUUUGUGGCGGAUCGCCAUAUUGUACUUUGAUGGUGUUUACAAUCAUAUCUUGUAGUUGUUGAACUGUUAGAGUAGCCACUGAAGCGGAUCGAUCAUCGAAGUGAUUGUCACUUGGAUGAGAGAUUCACCAUCAACUUUUUCUCGCGGUGUUAGAUCAUAAUUUGACUCUCCAGGAUUGUAGAGAUCUAACUUGCUUAUAAGUUGGGCGAUUUGAUGAUCUUUCUCAUCAACAGACUUCUUCAAGGUUUCAAUGGUUUGCUCCAUCAUUGCAAACUUCUCAUUCAUGCCAACUGCAUCAACCAUGAAGGUGUUGAUUUUCGUUGAAGUUGGAGAAUUUAUUAAGUCUUCAGAUUCUCCGAAGUUGCAGACAGUUUUAGACGGUUCAUCUAAUAACAUAGAUGCAAAGUUGCCCUCAGGGGUUGUAGUUACAGUCGAAAUUUGAGAUUUUCUCCUUUUCGUCAUCUCCAAAAAGGUGAAGUAUUAGGAUCCAUCCAAAGCACAAACGUUGAUGGAGCUAACAAGUAUGAUCUUAGUAGACGUGACAGUAUUUUAACUUCUUGCAUGAAACUUCAUUGAUUUGUCUUAAGUCUAUUGUAGUAGUUGAGUUUGUGAUUUUUCAAUUUGUAGAAGGAAAAGAUGAAGAACAGAACUGGUCCCACUGGGUGUGCCAAAAUUUGUUCGCACAAAUUUUUGUAGUGCUGAAAAUUAACUGCAAACAAAAAUAAAAUAAACAAAAAAGAAUAAUGUUAUUUAAAUGAAUCUUGUGAGUACAAUUCUGUUGUUCUCUUGAUUCUUCUCUCCUAAGCUUUUUUCGUGAUUCGAGGGCCUUCCGUAGCGUGUUUCUCGAAUGUAGGAUGAUUUGAACCUCCUAAAAAAUGCAUUUGGAUCUCUAGGAAUGUUAGACAACACUUCGUCUUGUGGAGUUGAUCUUCGGGAAGAACUCCGUUAGUCAAUUCUUUGAAGAGCUUGUGUAGUCAAUGCAGAGCUUUCUCCAAUGCUUGCAGAAUCCUUUUUUUCGAAUCCCGUUUUUUUUCCAUUUUAGAAUGUUAUGUUACCCCCUAUUUAUAGUUGUAGGGGUAGGCCUAGUUGCUUAUGAUUGACUGGAAACAUGUCAUUUGGGACACUUGACAUGUGGCGGCGUCUCAUUGGUCUUGGAUUUGACUGGGAUGCCACGACACUUGAUGAGUUUGGGUUUCAAGGUGAGAUGGGCCUUGAUGAGGAAUAAAAUGGGCUUAUUAUUUUUUUAAGGAGAAAGGAUAAAAAUAACACCUAAAACUAAAAUAGUUUCACAAAACUAGCGCCUAAAUUUAAAAAUUCAGUAAAUAGCCACAAUAGUGCGUUUUUAUUAAUAGAAGUGUACGCUUUACUUCUUGUUUUUUCGCUCCAAUUCCUAUGGCCUUGUCAUUUUUUGUGCUUUUCACUUUAUAAACACUGAACCACUCUACUGAAUAUUUCGACUGAUAUCAGGCUAACAAGUUUGGUUGAGCAGUUACGCGAUCUGCGAGAUUGUCGUUUUUCUCAUAGAAAGGCACAUCGGUAAUGGUAUGUUAUGGUGUUUAAGCUGUACGAAGGAAUGUGUGAUGCUGUAGGCAUUACUUGAAAUCCAUUCUCCUCGAAAUAGUUUAUAUUUUCCUUCCAAAAGUGAGGGUCUUUAUGCAUCAGGGACCAAUCAAGAUCGCCGAGUAGGACUUCCUACUUGUACUUAUCGUACGAACUCAAUUUUUUGAUGUUGUCCUUCAAUCCUCCUUCAAGUUGAUUUAGAGCAUCCAAAAGGUCCUAGAAAGAUUAAACGACAAAUUAGGGUGAUGUUGAUAAAUCUGUGAAUCUAGCAAUCCAUCUCGACCAAUUGAACCUUCUCGAACUGUUUUCUUAUAAGAACCAAAAUGAUUGUGUUUUAGACAAUAGACGAUGUGUUUCACCUCCAUAGUUUGAUACAAUAAACCAAAAGAGUAACUAUAUAAUACAAUUGUUAAAAAUAUACAUUUAUAUAUAAUAAUGAUACAAUUUUUAUAUAUAUACAUAUUCUAUAUAAUAAUUAUAUCAUUUUUAUACACAUUCUAUAUAAUUUUUAACUAUAAUUAUUAUUUAGAUACAUAUUUUAUACGGCUCUAUAUAGUUUCUACAUGCAUUCUAAAAGUGUAUCAAUCUAGUAUAAGAGAGUAUCAAUUGAGUAUAUGGACACUGCAAGUGUAUCAAUGUAGUAUAAAAGUGUAUUAAUGUGGUAUAAAAAAGUAUCAAUUGGGUAUAGGGACUGCAUGUGCUUGCAUAGAAUUUCCUUUUCUCUUUUUUAAAAAGUUUAUCAAAUUGGUAUAAAAGUGUAUCAAUUGAGUAUAGAAACUGCAUGUGCCCAAUUGGGCCAAAUGGCUCAAAGAGGGAAUUACUUUAGCCGAUUGGCUACAGUAUGUCCACCUUCUCAAUUAUGAGCCAUUUU